Molecule: messenger RNA, 1927 nt
Organism: Hyla sarda
Lineage: Eukaryota; Metazoa; Chordata; Amphibia; Anura; Hylidae
Gene: FAABTP
Product: transmembrane protein 19
Exons: 7
Coding region: 236-1246 (336 amino acids)
Cellular component (GO): membrane
Source: RefSeq, a predicted model, not a curated record
CCCGGAGCGGAAGUGUCGUGCCUGUACUGCCAGCUAUGGCCACUAGGUGCCCGGAAGUGAGCGCUGAACCGGUGUGAUAGCGGCUGAGGCAGCGAGGACUGUCCCGGGCUCCGUGUAUCUGACAGGGUUAAAUCCAAGAGCAGGGAUGGCUGCCGGCACCGGGGCCUGGAAAUCUCCUCAGCGAGGACUGUGGGGCAGAGGCACGCCGCGUCUGCAGAUUUGUUGAGUUGCAGUGAUGCUGUUUAUUCGGGACGAUGUUUAUAAGGAAUAUGCAAACAUGAUGCUGAAUAUUGUCAUUCUGUCUAUGAUCCUGUGCAUAUCUUUGUCUUUCUGGAUAAUAUCAAUUACUGCAAGUACAUAUUAUGGCACUUUGCGGCCCAUAUCUCCUUGGCGAUGGCUGUUUUCGGUAAUAAUUCCUAUUGUUAUUAUAUCCCGUGGUUUAAAAAAGAAGAGCUUAGAUAACAGUGGUGCUCUAGGAGGGCUGCUGGUCGGUUUUAUUCUGACAGUUGCGAAUUACAGCUUUUUCUCAGCUCUUCUUAUGUUCUUUUUCACAUCAUCAAAACUCACAAAAUGGAGAGCAGAGAUUAAGAAAAAAUAUGACUCUGAAUACAAAGAAGGUGGACAGAGGAACUGGUUGCAGGUGUUUUGCAAUGGGGGUGUACCAGCAGAAUUGGCUCUGCUUUACAUGGUGGAAAAUGGUCCUGGGGAGAUGCCAGUUGACUUUUCCAAGGAAUACACUGCCUCGUGGAUGUGUCUUUCUCUUCUUGGGGCGCUUGCUUGCUCAGCUGGAGAUACAUGGGCUUCAGAGAUUGCUCCAGUCCUCAGCACAAGCUCUCCUCGAUUGAUAACUACGUGGGAGAAGGUCCCUGUGGGUACAAAUGGAGGUGUUACAUUUGUAGGUCUUCUUGCAAGUCUUCUUGGUGGCUUAUGUGUCGGUAUAGCAUAUUUUGUCACUCAGCUUAUAUUCGUGAAUGAUUUAGAAAUUGCUGCUCCACAGUGGCCCAUAAUUAUGUAUGGAGCAAUAGCUGGCUUACUUGGCUCCAUAAUAGACUCUUAUCUUGGAGCAAUAAUGCAGUACAGCGGUUUUGAUGAAAGCACUGGGACGAUUGUCAACCAUCCAACACGUAACGCAAAACUUAUAUCUGGGAAGCCCAUACUGGACAACAACGCUGUAAACCUAUUUUCAUCAAUCCUCAUAGCGAUUUUGCUGCCUGGAGCUGCUUGGAGUGUUUGGCCUAGAACAUAAAUAAUUUCACAAGUGCAUAAAAAAAAAUGGAAAAAUGUUAUGGACAGUUUGGUGCCUUUGGGUUUGCAUGGGGCAGAAUAUACAUAGUAUCACUUUUUAUAUCAUUUGGACAAAUAACACUAAUGAACACUGAAUAGGAGAGCUGCACUCUUUUUUUUUCUUUUAGGCACUAAAUUUAUGCACCUGUGACAACAUACAAAUGGUUAAUAUUCACAAACUAAACAUGGCUUAACACUCAAGGACUGUGUUUGGAUGGUUAAUUAUUUUAACAUUUUAGACUGGAAUAAAAAUGAAUACUUUAAUAGGUAAUUUGAUAUAACUACACAGUUGCAGAUUUUCUGAUUGUUUGGAUAAUUGUAAAUUUGUAUUGUUUUUUUAUGCAACUGCUAAUUUUAAUGUAUUGAGCGGACCAAAACUACUGUUUUUUUGGGGGGGAUUUUGGGGGAGUUGAGCUGCUGGCAUCUUGGGAAGCAAUCCUAACUGUGAAAGAAUGUGUUAUGAUCAAUGAUAACCUGCCCUAUGCUUGAUUUCAUUGGCUAAGCACACACAUAUUUAAAUGGUGAGAUGUCUGUCCUAGACAUAGUGUUAAGUGGGAGAAGGGGGUCUAUCUGGCUGUCCUCAUCUGCAUUAAAUUGUCCAUUCCUCAUAUGAUUGAUUGGUUUAGGAGGCUUUAAAGGGCUU